UAACAUAUUCUCCUACGAGCAUGAUUCAAAUAAAAGGUACCCCAAUCGCAAAGCAGGCCUCGAAGUAGGCCUUUAAUUGGACGUUACAGGAACCCCACCCGUUCGUCAUAAACAGUCGGGCUUUGGAAGGAAGCACAUCUCGAAAAAAAAAUAAAAAAUAAAUCCGUAAAAUCGUUGUGAAAAAAGUAAAAAUGUCUGAUGUGAAAAUAAAAUUCGAUUGGGGCGACGCCAGUGUGGAUCAGCCCAUGCCACAGGCCUUCAAGGAGAAGGAGGUGGCCAAGGCCGGCUGCCACACCCCCCGGGUCUACCGCUUCAAGGACAUCUACGAGGGCAAGAGGAAGCAGCAGCUGAGCAAGUGCCUCGAGGCGGAGCGCAAGCAGCGCGAGUUCCACAGCCGUCCAGUGCCCAACUUUCCCCAGAUCCACGAGCGCCAGGCGGCCAAGCCCGUCGUCCACCGUGUCACCCAGCCGGUCACCCCCAACGUGCUCAAGAACUCUGCUCCGGCAGAGAUGAGGCGCCGCCAGCGGCUGGAGGAGCAGCGCCUCCGUAAGGAGCGUGAGGACUACCAGAAGCACCGCCAGUUGACCACGUUCCGGGCUAGUCCCAGCCCGUUCAGCACUACGCCACGUUAGUGGGGAGUGGCCUUCCUUUUUCCCGUCAUCCCUUUGCCCCUUUUUCAAUUUUGUUUUGUUUCUUUGUUUUUAAAUUGUUGUUCAAAUUUGUUUUGUUGUUCGAAGAAAUUAAAUUACUAUAAUCAGCACAGACGUA
Molecule: messenger RNA, 768 nt
Organism: Drosophila miranda
Lineage: Eukaryota; Metazoa; Arthropoda; Insecta; Diptera; Drosophilidae
Exons: 2
Coding region: 192-632 (146 amino acids)
Source: RefSeq, a predicted model, not a curated record